Molecule: messenger RNA, 781 nt
Organism: Vigna umbellata (rice bean)
Lineage: Eukaryota; Viridiplantae; Streptophyta; Magnoliopsida; Fabales; Fabaceae
Source: RefSeq, a predicted model, not a curated record
AACUGAUUACAUGCCUUUUGGUACAUUUCUCUUCUGUUCUGAUACAGGUGCUACUUGUUUUGGGAACCCCGAGUCUGUUUUGGAGCUUCUUGUGAGCUUAAUCAAUGAUCAAAGUCAAGGUUUUGAGGUCGUAGAUUAUGGAAAACUUGUUGAAAAUCUAUAUCGUAAAGCAAUUUGCAAGGACUUGAUCACACAGGGGCUGUACUUGACAGAUUCUACUUCACUGAAUGCAAGUAUCCGUUUGCAGUUGUGUGCAGCACUAGGAUUGACAUCUGAUAUGCAGCAGCUACAACAUCAAAACACUGAUAUAAACGCUUUGGCAACAAAGUUGGAAGAACUGGAGAAAUUCAUGUCCCAGAAGAAGGUGAAAUUUGAUCCAUCCAAGACAUUGAAUAUGAAGAAGAUAGACAUGGCAAAUCUUGAAUGGUACAAGAAGUAUUGUAAAAGUCAAGGAAUUGGGUACUAUGACUGCUUCAAAAAGGACACCAAAAAGGACACCUCAAAAGUGGACACCUCAUCAACAGUUUCCCAAGAUGUUAUUCUGCCGCAGAAAAGCCUCAGAAACUACUGGAGUGAGAUGGUUGAAGAAGCAGAGAGGAAACCUCAGACAGAAGCUGCAGCCUUUCGUACUCGCUGGCUUUUUGCUGGAACUAACUACAGGAGAAUGGUUGAGCCCCUAUACAUUGCUGAAUACUAUGCAAAUGGUCUUCGUAACUAUGAGGCUAAAGGAAGGUCUAGACAUUAUGUAGUGUUGGAGAAGUGGCUGGAAGAAGAUAAGAAA